UACCGUCAGUCGGCAUGACAACGCGCUCUGGAGGGCAAACCGGGAACGGCUGACGGGCGCGAGGAUGGCAGCAGAAGAUGCCCAGUAACGGAACCAGCGGCGGGAAAAGAGCGAGCGGCGGCGGCGGCGGAGGGAGGACGUGCUCCGGCAGCGGCACCGGGAGCGGCUCUGUCCAUGCGCCGGCCAUGGAGAGAGCCCGGCCGGCCACGGUGACGGUGUCCGCGGUGAGCCUGGCGCUCAGCGUGCUGUCGCUGCUGCUGCUGGUCACCGCCAUCUCCACCGACCACUGGUACCAGACCGACACCCGCCGCCACAAGGACAACUGCGACCGCCACGGAUCCGACUCCAACGACCAGAAGAACCGGGAGAUGCCCAUCUACCACCUGCCGCUGGUGGACACCGGCAGCGGCGGCGCCCGGCAGCGGGACGUGGCGCUCAUGAAGCCCGUUCAUGUGGGCAGCAGAGAGGAGGAGCUGCUGGAGAACUGGAGGGCCAUCCUGGGGAUGGGCAUCUUGGAGACGGAGUGCGGCAGGCCGCUGUUCUCCACGCACUCCGGCCUUUGGAGAAAGUGCUACUUCAAGGGCCUGGAUCCAGACAUCGACAAGCUCAUAGACCGGGGUAUCGCAGAUCGCUGCACGGCUGUCAAAUAUCACUUCUCUCAGCCAAUCAGACUGCGGAACAUCCCUCUGAACCUGACCAGAACCAUCCAGCAGGACGAGUGGCACCUACUGCACCUGCGGCGGAUCACAGCCGGGUUCCUUGGCAUGGCAGCCGCCGUCCUGCUGUGCGGCAGCAUCGUGGCGUCGGUUGGGUUCUUCUGGGAGGAGAGUCUGACUCAACAUGUGUCCGGGCUGCUGUUCCUCAUGGCAGGGAUCUUCUGCACCAUCUCUCUGUGCACCUAUGCAGCUAGUGUGAGCUACGACCUGUCCAGGAACCCUCCUUUCAUCUACGGCCUUCCAGCAGACGUGGACCACGGUUACGGUUGGUCCAUCUGCUGCGCCUGGGCCAGUCUGGGUCUGACGGUGGCGUCCGGUUGCCUUGGAACCACCUUCCCCUUCCUGAGCCGGGCCGGAGCACUGCGGUCCAAAACCGCCCGCGAGUCCUCCGUCUGAGCUGCUCAGGAGGCCGGACUCACCUGGAGGACACCUGGACCUGCUGCAGGUUCUCUAAGGUUCUAGACAGACUCCAGCUGGAGCUGCUACCUGUUUGAACAACAGCGCCUCCUGCUGCCUGGUUCUGAUGUGGACGUGAAGAAACCCAGUCCAGGUCUCCACAGUAUCUCCAUCUGGACCCCUGUUAACCUGGUUCAUGCUCACCUGCUCAGGUGGGCAUGGCCAUGGUUGACAUCACUGAUGGGGUUCAUUGAUUAUCAGUCAGGAAGUUCUCCCAUCGGAUCAGCUGAUCAUUCUCAAACCGUCAGGUCACUGACCAGCUGAUGUAUGGAGUCCAGGUGAGUCCAGGUGAUUCCAGGUGACCACCUUCACUCCACUUCAUUGGUUGAUCAGUGACAUCUCCUAGACUGGACAGAAUAUUUACACACCUGACACCAGGACCAGCACCCCAUCCAAAACUUUAAAAACCACCAUCAGUCAUGAGCCACACAAAAUCUACUGUUCUCCAGGUCCUCUACAGCUGAUCCAGGUCCUCUACAGCUGGUCCAGGUCCUCUACAGCUGAUCCAGGUCCUCUACAGCUGGUCCAGGUCCUCCACAGCUGGUCCAGGUCCUCCACAGCUCGUCCAGGUCCUCCACAGAUGGUCCAAGUCCUCCACAGCAGGUCCAGGUCCUCCACAGCUGGUCCAGGUCCUCCACAGCUGGUCCAGGCCCCCCACAGAUGGUCCAAGUCCCCCACAGCAGGUCCAGGUCCUCUACAGCUGGUCCAGGUCCUCCCCAGCUGGUCCAGGUCCUGCCCAGUUUGUCCCGGUCCUCCUGUGGUUUUGGAUCAGGUUGUGAAGAUCUGGACCUGUUUCUGCAGCUGUUGGUGGCUCCAUCCCUUCAGGCUCACGCUUCCUGCAUCUUCACGGAGCCAACGUUCUAACUCCAGCAGAGAUGGUCUCGUGUGGACCACAGAACAUCUCUGAUUCAGCAGAUGGUCCGGAUCGGACUGCAUCCCUGUGUUUGGGAUUGUUCUCCAGACUCUGUGGAUGGAAAGAUGGAAGAUCAAAGCUCCUCUAACUACAGCUCUAGUGAGGAACAUGAAGUUUAUGGAGAUCUAUCAGUGAGAAACAUGAAGGUGAUGGAGAUCUAUCAGUGAGGAACAACAUUCACACAGACUUUCUGAGGAUUUGGGUGGACAUCCAUCACGUCAACCUUUGUAGAUGCAGAAAGCAGGAACUGACCUUUACUGAGCAACACCUGAGGCAGCAUCCAAUCAGAAAGCCCCUCCAAUGUAAACAAGGUCAGCUGACCUGCUGAGGGACAAAUCACUGUCCGUCUUCAGAGAGCUCGUCCAAUCAGGACACACGCUGUGUUUUUAUUCUCAGCAGUAGAUUGUUGAUAUUUAGUCACAUGUUAACCUGCGUCAAUGAACACGCAACAUACACGCAACAUACACCCAAGAUACACAUAACAUAUACAACAUACACCCAACAUACACACAAAAUACAACAGUCACACAACAUACACACAAUAUACACACAACAUACACGCAGCAUACACACAACAUACAACAUAUACACAACAAUCACGCAUUAACACGAUUGACAACAUGAACAAACAUCCACACAUAGGGGGCGCUGCUGAUCAGCCCUGCUGGUUGUUUGAGUCUGAUGUUGGUUUCUGGGUCCAUCAGAGAUGUUUGAUAGCAGCAGGAUAAAGUCUGUUUCUCAGCUUUUAAACAAACGUCUGAUCCGAGGAAUCAGACUGAAUAUUAAAUGACUUGAAUCAGACUGAGGGCCAGUAAACUGAAUCAGGACAUUCCUGUUAGAAAACCUGAAGUUCUGUCCAAGUAAACAUCACAGAGAGUCAGUGGGAGAACAGUAGACCCCAAACAUCAGCCCUGUGUGAAUAAGGCGAACUGAUCAGGACUGAAGCAGACCUCUUAUUACAGGGUUGAAUCAGCGUUCCUCCUCUCAGACAGACGUGUACAUAGAAGUGUUUUUAUCUGAAGCAGUGUUAUGUUAGUUUCAUACUUUCAGACAUCGGCUGCGAGCUGAGCCACAGACUGAACUGUUUAAUCAUGAUGAAUGAGGAGAACACGUGGUACCUUUACAAUGGAACCAAACGAGUCCCUUUACUCUUCAAACAGCCGACUCAGCAGGCGUCUGUCUAACAUCAGAACCCUGUGUUCUCCUGUCUGGAGGAGAACCACCAUGUCCUCCACCUGCUCAGGUGUAGACAGGUGACCCAGGUACUGAAGCAUUCUGUCAUACCUGCUGCUUGGUGCUUUGUUACUUAUGAAAUGAAGGAGUCAACAUUCAAUCAGUGUCUUUCUAAUGCCCCCUGAUACCCCUGAUACUGAUCUUUUUACCCUCUGACUGCGCAGGCUGAGUGCAGUGACUGUUUCUUUGCUAAAAACAGGGUAUGUCUGAAAUAACGUUGAUGUCUAAUCAGGUAUAAAUGAUCAGCAUCUAUCCAGUACUCCUCAUCAGAUCCCCAGAUGCCUUCUGAAGCCCCUCCUCCUGAUACCCCAGUAUGAUCUGUUAAUACCCUUAUUGCCUUUCAUAUUCUCUGAUACCCCAUAUUUUCUCAGAUGCCCUGUUUUGAUACCUCCAUUUCCUUUAAUACCCUCUGAUGCCUUCUGUAAUGCGUGAUACCCCACCAAACCCAUCAUACUGGUUUUGUCACUCACUCAAACCCUCCAAUAGCCUCUGCCACACAGCAUAGCACUCACUUAACCUUUGAUACCCUCUGAUACCCCAAUAUACUUUCUGAUCCCUACCAGUCCAUUCGCUUCCUGCCAAGUUCUCCCUAAAAUUCCCUAAUUCCUCCAGAAACCCCUGUGGGGCAUUUAAGAUCAUUUGUUACAACAUUUUCCCCUCUAAAACCCCACCACACUCUUUAAAAAUACCCAUCAUGCCCCUCUAGUACCCAUAAUGCCCCUCUAGUACCCAUCAUACCCCUCUAGUACCCAUCAUGCCCCUCUAGUACCCAUCAUACCCCUCUAGUACCCAUCAUGCCCCUCUAGUACCCAUCAUAACCCUCUAAUACAUAAUACCCCUCUAGUACCCAUCAUGCCCCUCUACUACCGAUCAUAUCCCUCUAAUACAUCAACCCUUCUAGUACCCAUCAUACCCCUCUAGUCCCCAUCAUACCCCUCUAAUACCAUCAUGCCCCUCUAGUACCAUCAAUCCCUCUAAUACAUCAUACCCUUCUAGUACCCAUCAUACCCCUCUAGUCCCCAUCAUACCCCUCUAAUACCAUCAUACCCCUCUAGUACCCAUUGUGCCCUUCUAAUACAUCAUACCCCCCUAGUACCCAUCAUGCCCCUCUAGUACCCAUCUUAACCCUCUAGUACCCAUCACACCCCUCUAGUAUCCAUCAUACCCCUCUAUUACCAUCAUACUUCUCUAGUAUCCAUCAUACCCCUCUGGUACCCAUCAUACCCCUCUAGUCCCCAUCAAACCCCUCUAAUACAUCAUACCCCUCUAGUACCCAUCAUGCCCCUCUAGUACCCAUCAUACCCCUCUAGUACCCAUCAUACCCCUCUAAUACCAUCAUACCCUCUCAUACAUCAUACCCCUCUAGUACCCAUCAACCCCUCUAGUACCCAUCAUGCCCCUCUAGUACCCAUCAACCCCUCUAGUACCAAUCAUGCCCCUCUAGUAUCCAUCAUACCUCUGUAGUACCCAUCAUACCUCUCUAGUACCCAUCAUGCCCCUCUAGUACCCAUCAUACCCCUCUAAUACAUCGUACCCCUCUAGUACCCAUCAUACCCCUCUAGUACCCAUCAUACCUCUCUAGUACCCAUCGUACCCCUUUAAUACCCUCUGUGAUUACCAUAAUACCUCCAGUGUCUUCAGAUUCCUGAUAUAUAUAUUGCUAGCUCUGUUCUGCCCGCUAACUAUGUGAUGCCCUCCUAUUCUCCUGCUGUUACUCUCCCAGAUACCCCUCAUUCUUUCUGUUGCCUGUGAUACCCCAUAAUACCCCUCCUCUGGUCUUAUAGCUCUGUAAUAUAUCACACUCCCAUACCUUUCUUGUAACCUUUGAUGCCCUCUGAUGCCCCAUUUACCCCUCCAAUUCUGUGAUACCAUUGAAUACUCUUCCAUAGUUGAUACCUCAUCAUAUACAUGCUAUUACCCAUAAUCCUCUGCACUCUCUGCCCUCAUACCCCAUCCCAUCUCCUAUACCCCCCUAAAACCACCCUAAGGUGACCUCCUGCUUGAUGUCUCGUACAUCGGCUCAUCCAUCGGAGACUUACUGCAGUGUCUGGUGGUCGAGUUAAAGAUCUAAAACGAGUUGGACCAAGUGAAGCUUUGGAACAUGUACAGAACGUAGCAAUGUUCUGUUUUUAACCCAGACAGUAAUUCUAAACUUAGCUAACUGAACUGAUCAGGAGUCUGAACCAGAGUCCGCUGACCUCUGCUGGUGGAGAUCCUGAAGUUUAAUUCCAGGAAACAAAGUGAAAACGUCUUCUGACCUCCAGACACUGAUGAGGAAACGACACCCCAUCAUACUCCCCUCUAUGGUCUGAAACAUCCCCCUGUCCUCUGCUGCCACCUGCUGGACGCUCUGUGGUUUGUGUUGGGAUCCUGAUGUUGAGCUGUAAAUAAACAGUAUAAACCUG
Messenger RNA from Amphiprion ocellaris (clown anemonefish), 5723 nucleotides. RefSeq names its product transmembrane protein 178a (gene tmem178a). The transcript has 4 exons. The record is from RefSeq and is a predicted model, not a curated record. Lineage: Eukaryota; Metazoa; Chordata; Actinopteri; Pomacentridae. Gene Ontology annotation, cellular component: endoplasmic reticulum membrane. Bases 78 to 1112 code for a protein of 344 amino acids. Gene Ontology annotation, biological process: negative regulation of osteoclast differentiation; regulation of cytosolic calcium ion concentration.